Pocillopora meandrina is the source of this 11935-nucleotide messenger RNA. NCBI's taxonomy places the organism in Eukaryota, Metazoa, Cnidaria, Anthozoa, Scleractinia, Pocilloporidae. The record is from the annotation of a GenBank genome assembly.
AUGUGUGCUGAUUAUAGCCUGUUGUUCCCUUUUCACAGAGUAACAGCUAAAACUCAUUCACUGACUUCAUCUUCAGAAGCAUCUGAUACUCAGCUGGAGUUUGUCAACUGUGAAUUGAAUGGUAUAAAAUGGUGGAAAACCUGCUUUCCAAAGGGAUAGUUACAAGUAAUUUAGAAUUUAGGAUUGUUUGUACUUGUUGUACAACUUCACCUUAAAUGACUAUUUAACUACACAGCUCAUAAAUUGGAAAAAUCUUUACAGUAAUUUUUCUGAUAAGAAAUGUAUUUAAUAUCAGUCUCUCAAAAUCUGAGAGAUGUCUGACUUUCAGGUUACUAAUGCUUUGUGUACCAUAAAGCAGGUUUUGUUCAUUCAUUAUUACCAUGUGAGGUACACGUGUUAAACAUUUUAAUCAAUAUCUGGAAUACCUUUUGAUAGAUAAAAUAACAUUAAAAUUAGUCUAGAAUCUCAGACAGAAUUUGGCAUCUCGUAAAAAGUUACUGCUAGAAUAUAAUUCAAAGAUAGUUGCUUGCUUUUUGCUUUGUUUUUGUGAAAUGUGUUAAUUAUUUUUUAAUGAAGAAUUUCAAGUUCUGCAAAGAUUCUAAAUGAUAGAUUCACUAUAAUUAUUUGAUUAUGUUGACCAAAGGUAUUGGAGAAAUACCUGAGAAUGAUACCAUUAAUUACAUAUACAAGAGUUCUGAAAUGUCAAGAUUUUUUUUCUUUUCAUUUUAAUUUAAUAGAAAAUAAAUUUAAAAACUUGUACUAACAGUUUUUUGUAUGGUAUAAAAUUGAUCGACUUAAGUUCAUUAAUUUGUUUAAAAUACCCAUGACAAAAGUGUGAUCCUCACCUUGUUUAUUUGCCAAUUUGUGUGAGAAUAAAAGUUAUAAUCAAGUAAUACACAUACUGUUUGCUAUAUAUCAAUAUAUAUAUAUAUGUAUUGGGGGAGGAAAAAGACAAGUAAAUUACAAGUUCAUCCCUACAGACCUUUUUCGUGGUUGCCCACUCAUCAGGGGAUGAUGAGUGGGCAACCAUGAAACAGGUCUGUAGGGAUGAACUUGUAGUUUAUUUGUCUUUUUCCUCCCACAAUAUAUACAAUGCUCUACUCCUAUGUAUUGAGCACUGUGUUACAAAAGUCAAAAUUUUACACUUUAUAUAUAUAUAUAUCAACCAAGGCAUGGUACCAUGAAAGGCACAAAUAUUAUAUACUUUGGUAGUAAAUGUUUUGCUAGUUUGGGCUUCCUAACCUAUGAAUGAAUAAAAAAAAAACAGUCUAUUGUCAUCUAGCCACAUCUAGCCAACCACGGCAAAAGACCCAUGCUCAACAAGGUCUUAUGGGAAAUUCUACAUCCUAACAUUAAUGUUUUUUACAUUAGAAAGAUGAUCAAGGCUCUUGAAAUUAAGAGAUGCAAUGAAGCAAACAUGUCAAUCAUGAAUGGUGGAUGAAUAGGAGGAACACUAACAAUAGAGUAACACUUCAAGUUAACAAACCCUAGCAGCCUAUUGUAUAAAUUUAACUAGCCUAAGUAUGCAUAACUUUACUACCAAAGUAUAUGAUAUUUGUUCCUUUCGAAGUCUUUAAUUUAUUUUUCUUAUAUACAUAUAAGUAUAUAUGUAUUGAUUUAGGGAAAAAACAAUGAGACUUUCGUCCCAACAUGCCUGUUUGGAAGCGGGCAUGUCAGCUUGUAUGUAUGUUUAUCAGUCAGUGUGUGUUUGGCAUGUGAGGCUUGUUGAUAUGAAAGCCUUGAUACUACAUACAUUGAACAUAGGGAAUAAAAGGAAACUGUGCUCACUGUUGAUGUUUUUGUUGUUGCUGUCGUCGUUGUUGUUUUGUACCAAAAAGUCCUAGAAGCUAUAGUUUGUCAUGCUUAGUGUUUUUUUUUGUUUUUUUUCUUUAAUGCUAAGUGAAUAAACAAGAUGCCUUUAGCAACUAAUUGAUUUUCACUGGUUAACUCCAGGGCUUUGCCCCGUUGGAGUGAUUGAGUCUGUGAUCACUAUGGUGUUUCUUAGAACAUGAGCGAAAUCCGCUCCAUCCUAACAGAUAAAAGGAUUAGGAAGUAUAUUUGCAAAUUGAUUUUUUGCGACUAAGCAUAAUCUCUUUAGGUGACACUUUUCUGGAAUACCCAUUUCCAAUUCCUAAAUAUUAUUUUGGCUUCAAAAAUCUAGUUUCUUCUACUUGUGCAGCUUUUCAUGAACUGCCUUCAUAUAGCUCAUUUAAACUCAUUCUCUUGAUAGUAGGUGGGUUUUUAAUUGUAAAAAAACUUUUAAAAGAAACAAUAAUUUUGUAAAAGUUCUAUUGGUUGCUUUGUUCGCAUAAUUAGUUCCCUUUGCAUUGGAAACCUUUGCUAUAUUAGAUCUCUGAUUUUGAUCAAGUGUUAAUGUGAUCAAGACUUUUAUUCUAAAAACAAUGUUUCUAGCCUUAAGUCAGAUGUCUUGUGACACAGUCUUGUGUUAUGUAAAUGUAUUGUUUUGCUUUCUGUUAAUACAAAUUCGCCUUCACGCCGUAUUUUGAAAGACAAGCAAUAUCAACUCUACUAUGAUGCGCUCAGUGGCCAACCGGAUGGAGAUAUUGGAUAUGCGCCAGAUUUCAAGUAUUACGACUUACGUUGAAAAUUCAAAUUAUCUCUGUUAGACAAGGUCAAAUUCCAUGUUACGCAGUUAGAGGUAAAGCUUAAUCGAUUGAAAUAUGAAUGUAUGAUUACUUGUACGCGUCCGUGCUCAUAAACAACUGUGGGUUGGCAACGGAAUAACACUCCGUAGGAGAUAAUCAGCUGUGACGUCACUACAGCUAAAUGACAAAAUUCCGUAACACCUCUGUAAGAAUUUGACGUACGUGCAGAAGUUCUUGAAGAGCGAAAGAGAGAAAAACUAUCGCGGCUACUCCGUGAAGUUCAGAAAUCCCUGGCCAAACUUUAAUUCUUAGACCACCUCGCCUUCGGUGGAGAUUUUGUUUGGUUUUGUGCGUUUGACACUGAGAUUGUAAGUUCGAAAGAUUAAUUAGCGCCCAAGGGAAAGAACGAUUGAAUCACUUACUCUGUAGAAGACUUUCUUCUCCCUGUACAGCAAAGUGCAUCAACAUGGGAAAUUCAUGCAGCGGUUUACCUCCUGACUGUGAAAUAAUCGUUAAGACGGGUGAUGUGAAAGGAGCAGGAACAGACGCUAAUGUUUUCAGCGCUCUGUACAACGAAGAUGGCACUCGUUCGCGUGACUUGAACCUCGACUGUAAAUGGAAGAACGAUUUUGAGAAGGGUUCCGUGGACCGAUUUAAAGUUCACUGCGGCUUGCCACCCGGUCGUUUGCAUAAAAUUGAAAUCUGGAGGGACGACAGUGGUAUCGGUGACGACUGGUAUGUGGAAUGGAUUAAAGUGAAGAAUCUUCAUCCUGGGUCCGACGAGGUGAUCUUUCCCUGUAACCGAUGGGUGAAAGCAGAACGAAAGUUAGUUUUGACAGAAUAUGACUGUGUACUGCCACAGUUUGACGAAUGCAAAGAACAACGGAAGAAAGAAUUAGAGGAUAAGAGAGACGUUUAUCGAUUAUCGCGUAAAGCUCCAGGCAUUCCUAAACAGGUUAGUGGUACAGUCUCAAUUAAUGUUGCUGUGGAAAUCUGUUUUAUUUUAUUGUACUCUGUUAGUCCUCAAGAAUGAAGACUCUUUAUCGCUGGCUUGCAAUUUCGUGGCAAGUUUUGAGGCAUUUACAAUCGCCGUUACGCAACUGAUCUUAAACAUUAGCAAACUAUUUCGCAGAUAACCAAAGUUAUGUAACUAUGGGUUUCUUUACUCAGCUAUUAGGUUAAAUGUAAUUAAAUGGUUGGUUAAGUAAGUUACGUAAUCAAAAAGUAAGACUUCUUAUUAUUUUCGGUUGUAGAUCGAAAGUUGUCCCCGUGACGAGAGUUUUAGCAAUGACUACAAGGUAUUGGUAUCAGCAAGUGAACAUUUAUUUAGUUAUUUAUUCGUUUGGUUGGGUAACUGGAAGAUUAAUUUAAUAACUUAACUUAAAAACUCAACUUGUUUACCUGAAGAAAUAUUUCUCUUGGUUAAUUAUUUUCCUGGCUUGUUUGUUGUACUCAGGCGAGAGAUUUCUAAUUACUAGAACAGCUAUUUUGAGUAUGCAACCAUUUGAAUUUAAAUUCAUCCUUCUGAAUCAAUGCAGUUCUCAAUAUUUCUGUGUACUUGACACAUUUGCCUUCUUUCGGUAUUGAGAGCAUUGUUUGAAGUUUGACGUAAGCUCUGAACAUCGGAAGAAAAUCAAACAAAAACAUUAAACACGACAAUAAUAUUAGCUGUUAUUGUAUUGAAAAGGUACAUAACACCCGUUGAUUCUCAGUGAUUUAGAGCACUAUAAUGGAAAAAUUCACUUUUAUUAUACUGAAGAAGUACAUGAUACCUGUUAAUUCAAAAGGAUUUACAGACUAAUUCAUAACGAUUUACAGACUUAGCCAAGUACAGCCUUAAUAUAAUAUAAUAAAAUAAUAUUCACUUUUAACAUCUCUUUUAAACAUAUUGGAGAUGGAGCUGAUUGCAAUACAGCUUGAUUCUUUGCCUUUCUCUUUCUGACUUAAUUAAAGCUUUUUCAUGGUCAAACACUCCGAGGAAUCAUAAUUUAAGAAACAAUUCAGAGAAUAUUUCCUAGGUCUCUGUUGUUAUUACUUCUUGUAUCCCCUUCACAAUUUUAAUUAAUUAUGAUUUAGGAGUAGAAUUGGAGCCAGUUGUAAAGCAUAGUUGUGCUGUUUCUUCUUUACAGUGGAAUAUUCAGCAGACCAAGUACAAGUUGGCUGUGAAGUGUAAGCUGGCCAAAUUAACUUCUGAUCCCUGGGAAACAUUAGAUGACAUGAGCAAUCUAUACAAGGGAAGCCUCAACUUACCUUAUGUAAGGACAUCUUUCAAAAAUGCAUCUUGGAUUGAAACUGAAUCAAGAAAAAUUCAGGUUGGUAUCAAGUUGAUCAUGGUUUCUUUUUUGUUUUUUACAGGGCUAUUUUAACUGGAAAGAAGACUCAAACUUUGGCCGUCAGAGGCUUCAAGGGUGCAACCCAACCCUUAUCAGACUUUGCAUGGAAAUCCCUGAAAAGUAAGACAGUUUAUCAGUGGGCAUGAGUUUUGUAAAUGGUUAGUUAGUUAAUGUUAUCUAGCUUUUCACUGAAAGUUUAUAUCUGCCACUGGACCACAGUCAUGGUUAUGUGUGACUACCUUGAACACUGGUUCAACUCAUAUGUUCCAUAUUUAUGGCUGUCAAUGAAUACUUUAAGCCAAAACUGGGAUACAAUUGAUCCCUAGAAACUAGAGAUCAAGAGGAAAACUUUUUUCUUAUUUCCAAGAAGAAUUAUGUCUUGAAUUUAUCAAAGAGUGCUUUAUAGAUAACUCACUUAUUUAAAAAUUUUAAUUUUCUUUUGUAAUGUUGGUUGUUAAAUAAAAAUCCAAUUUGUGUCAUGAUAACAAUGGUAUCUUCUAGUUUCAAGGUCACAGCUGAGAUGGUGGAACCGUUCUUGGAAGGGAUUACAUUGGAAGAGGCAAUGAAGAAUAAAAAGAUCUACAUUGUGAAUCUGAAAAAACUCACAGAGAUCAUGUGUAGAUUUAACAGAGUGGUGAGUUAGGUUAAAACUAUAGAAACUUAAAGAUCCAUCUAUCCAGCCCCUAAGAAAUGAUAGCCAAUUCACUCUGUAGUUGGUUGUUAUUUCGAUAAGCGAUACCAAAAAACAAACAAACCAAAAAAUAAACAAAUCCAGGAAAGUACAAACUACUGAUUUCUUUGGAGACUCUUUCUCUUGUAUUUACCACAUCACUCUACAAGAAAUACUUACACAGCUAAAUCGAAUAGCAUCCUUAGUUUUACUGAUUGUGAUGAAUUUGUUUCCCUCAGAUCUGCAAACCAAUGGCUUUAUUCUUUGUCAAUGGCGGAAACGAGCUAAUGCCCAUUGCAAUCCAGUUGUUCCAGAAGCCAGCUGAUAACAAUCCAGUGAGUCUGUAUAAGUUUGCUACUUAAGUCUCAGAGACUCAAAAACUGAAAAGAAAAAUGAAAAAUAAGGUUGUCAUUAUUGGAUGAAAUUCUGACAGUGACUUAUGAGCCUUAAGAGUGAGACUAAAUUACAAGCAUGGACACAGUAAAACCUUUUUGUUAUAAGGCCUUAGGACCCCAUGAAGCUACAUGUAGUAUGACUGAUAAAAUAAAUACUCAGGUUGACAUGGUUGUUGUUGUUGUUAAUGGUAGGUUUUCUUGCCAAGUGAUCCCAAGUACACCUGGAUGCUUGCCAAGAUGUACUAUAACAAUUCUGAUGCAGCUUUUCAUCAGUCCUGCACUCAUCUUGGUAAGGAAUAUUUGCAAUAAAUUUAAAACAGAAGACAAACUCUGAUGAAAGGAUAGGAGAGACAUAAACCAUUAUCCUUUCAUUUUUCUUUGCUUCUCUGAUGGGGUAUGGGGGCAGGCCUUGAGUGGUCACUAUGAUGUAUCAUCUUAAUUGGUUCUUGGCCCUUUUUUUAGCCUUCCAUCGUGCCUAACUUAACAGUUAAGCCAAUGUGACAGUGGAGGACCACACUCUGAAUUUUAAGUAGAUGCAAGUUGGAAUCAAUGGUCGGAGAAAUCUCAUGGAAAUUCUAAGGCAGUUGUUUUUACUAUAUUCAUUUAUAGGAUUAACCCAUUUAGUAGCUGAAACAAUAUGCGUGGGAACUCAUCGUCAGUUGUCACCAUCACAUCCUGUUUUCAGGCUGCUUGCUCCUCAUUUUCUGUAUCUCCUGGCCAUCAAUUCGUGAGUACCUAACAUUUAUUGUGGAAUGUAGCCAAUAAAAUUCUCGCUCUCUCCUUAGUAGAAAGAGAGAAAGGGAGGGAGCUCUUGAAGUCACCAGAACUCUGUUAAUGUGCACACAGGUUUUUGAUUCAGUGGAUGUUUGUCAAUACUUUCUUCAAUCAAUCGAUCAAUUCUUAUUUAGAGACAGCACCACACAGUAGUUUGUACAAUUACUAUUGAGCCUGUGGCCACCCUUCUUUCUCACAACUUUUGGGGGCCACUAACUAAGUGGUUGUCGAAACCUUACUUUAACUGUCACAGGAUGUCUUCUGCCAGCUUUUCUAUGCAACCCUCAAAAGUCCAAAAGUUAAAAAUUUUUAACUGGUCUUAAGAUCUUGUAAACCGGAUUGUCAACCUUGGAUGGGGUUACAAGUUUAUAAAAUAAAUAUAUAAGUCCCAUACACAGAGCAGUAGAAGACAGUAGCAGCCUUGGAGGAUGAAGACAUGAUUUGGAAGGCUGAUUUCUUCUCUUGUUCCUUGGAAUGCCAGAGGAGAAGGUUCUAUGGGGGAUGAUGAUGAGAAGUAAUGUAAUUGGCUGAAUAUGUGUUUGCUGUUUAUGAUUAGCCUUGCUCUGGCCAAACUUGUUGCACCAAAUGGAUGGAUUGACAACACCAUGACAACUGGAUCAGGUGGAUUGAUGGAACUUGUCAGUCAGUGGUAAAUAAAUAUGCUCUUAAUUUAGUGUUCAAGCCCUUUGCAUAUCAUUUCAUACACUCAGGCUUCUAUGCAACCUUUGUAAUCUUGACAUGACUAAACUUUUUUUUUUAUUGUGAAAUUUUACCAGUUGGCAAAACUGGAGAAUGGAUAUUGAUGGAUGGCUUCCUUCUGAUCUUGAAGCUCGAGGGGUAUGUACAUGUACUUUUGUCACAUUUGCAUUUAUGUACUUGUUAGGAUAUCAAACUUAACUUAAUUAAUCUGUAAUUAUUUGUGACUCCCCUAAUGAAAUGUGAAGAAUUCUAUGCACAGUUGAGUGAGUGAUGGUCAAAAUGUCCUAAUCUGUUUUUAAGGUGGAUGACAAGGAAGCUUUUCCCAACUACCCCUACAGAGAUGAUGCAUUGCUCAUUCAUGAAGCCAUUUAUACCUACGUACGAGAAGUCUUGGAAGCUUUUUAUGGUGAGCAAAUACUAUUUUGUGGAUAUAAUUUUUACUUUUGCUACAUUGUCAAGUCCUGUGUUGGAGCAAUUUUAGAUUGGGUAUCAACAUGAUAUGGGGGAUUGCUUUGGUUUUACCUAACUGUGUUCUGUGAUUGGUCCACAAAACUAUGCAAUCCUCUCAACCAAUCAGAUCCACAGCUACAAACAAUCACAACUUGGACAUUCGCCAUUUUUCAUUCUUGAAGCAGUGUGCUUGUUUUCACUUUGAAUUCUCAUAGGCUAAUCACAAUGUGAACCUUUAUUCUGACCAGCCACUGUAACAAGUUUGGUUUUGGUUUUUCCAUAAUCACUUGAUUUCUAGUCAAAAUGGUUACUGUUUACACUCAUUUAUAAAUAUUUCAGACUCACCAGAAAAACUGACAGACGAUUAUGAAAUCCAGAACUGGGGACACAUGUUGGCUGACCCAGAAGAUGGCUUGGGAAUCAAGGUACCACUAAUUCUCUGUAGAUUCCAAAAAUUUUCUCAGGUUAUAACUGAAUUGCAAUUGAGCCACAGCAAGAGCACUGUAGAACUCUCUUUUUGGUUUUUAAAGGGUGAUACGCUUUUGUGUGUUUUACAGGGUGUUUUUGGAGGUGGAAAAUUUACAGAUUUGGAAGACUUGAUCAAGGCAGUGACCACAAUUAUCUUCAUCAGUAGCGUGGGGCAUUCUGCGGCCAAUUUCGCUCAGUAUGAUGAGUAUGCUUUUCCACCAAACUAUCCUGCAUUCUUACGUGGGAAACCUCCAACAAGCAAGGUAAUUUUGCGGCUUCAGUCUGUUUCUAUCCUUGGGAUGGUUGCUUAGAUGAUUAUUGAUGUUAUAGAUAUGUUGCUCUCCCUAUUUUCAAAAUUUUUGUUUUUAAUUUUGUCACUCUUGUUGUAAUUUUUAAAUCAUAAGAUUCUUUAAAUGGCAUAGAUUAAUGGACUGUUAAGAACACGGAAAAAGAAAGAGAUCCGAGAAAGUUACACUUGAAGCAAAGAAAAGAUGCAUAGAGAUUCAAUCCCAAUUUUUAAUUUAGGAUAGCACAAGGAUUGCAAAUUUGGAUCAAGUUUUAACUGAGUGUCUAUAGUAAUCCGGGAUUACCUUGCUUUUGCUUAACUUCGCUCUGUGAUUGGUCAAAUCAGAUCCUAAAGCAAACCAAUCACGACUUAGUCACGCGUGUUUUCCCGCGCUUUAGGCGAUUUGUUUGUUUUUACUUUGAUUUCUCAUUGGCUUUUUAAGAUAUUUUCCUUCCUUCUGAUUGGCUGUAAGGAUCACUUUGGUUUUGAUUUUUAGACACUUAAUCGAAAAGCGCUCUUUAUAAGAGGCGGGUAGGCGUAACAGGUAGCUAAAUACAUUUUUUUUAAAAAGCGACAAGUGGAACUGUACUAACGGGUUGUAUACAUGUUUUAGGAACCUCUGACAGAAAAGGAUAUCAUUGACUCCCUUCCAGUGAAAGACAUGACGCUGGACAUUAUUAUUGUGACAAAAAUACUCAGUGAUCGCGGUACGAACGCUCUUGGUGACUUUGAAGUGCAAUACAUGUACGACCCAAGAGGAACCAAGCCUGUGGAAAAGUGAGACAUUUACUGCCGUAAUACCAAAAAUAAAAUGAAUAUAUAAAAUAACUUAGCUGAUCUUGAUUUCAACUUUUCACGACUGGAUAUUCAGAUAUCUCAGUGUCGUACUGUAAAAGUGUUUGGACUCAACGCGAAAUCGAUCGCUUAAUGCGACAAAUCUCUUCAUGUGUACUGCUCUUAAAAAAGGGUAAUUUAGUAUUAUCAACUGAGUUGAUAAUGUAACUUGCCCACCGAAAAGAGUCUCAAAGGCGUUUUGUCACUCAACGAGUUCGGCCUUCAAGUUUACUGUAUGCAUUGUAACCUACCCUGUGUAAUUUACACCCUCGAUUUGAUGUCAAACUGCCAUAGUUAAGAAAGAUUCACUGUAAUUAAAUUUCGACAAUCUAUUAACCUUUCAGGUUGAGGAAGCGUUUGUUGGAAGUGAGUGACAUUAUCGCGGAGAGAAAUAAGAGCCGACCAUUCCCUUAUCCAUACCUGGAUCCUAAGGAGGUUCCUAAUGCCAUCAGUAUUUAGAAACUUGGUAUCCGCAGAAUCCCCUGAAAACUACAAACCACUACAGUGAGAAAAUAAUUCAUUACCUGCCGCCUUUCAAUCCCAGAUGCCAGACUACUGAAGGAUGGAUAAACAGCAAGCAAAAACUGAGAUCACUUUGCAAAGGGUAGUCCUCGCGUUUACUUUCCGUAUUUGUUAGUGCUCAUUGUCUAAAAUAAGGAGCGUGUACUUUUAAGCUAUUGUGAAGGUUUCGUUUCAUACUCAAAACCCGUAAAUGGUCAAUCUUUCUCUGAAGCUCUUACACUGAAUUUGAAAUGUUCGCUUAACCAUGAGUUUACCCAGUCGUGUGUUCAACAUCAAUCUCAUCGAGGUUGCACCACUUGAACAAGUUCUCAAAUCAAGAAGAUUUAAUCGGUGUCAGUGGUACACCACUCGAGACUUCAGACUUAAAGUAUUUUUGAUAGUAUAUGAAAUAACAAAUAUUCCACCCUUAAUAUAUUUGACUGAUUAGCACAACCCAAUUUUUGUAUUCUUAAGUGCUUUAGUGGUUUAAGAUUCCAUGUCAAGUGCUGAUUUGUAAAUUACGUAAACGGAGAUAGCGUGUAUUCUUAUCUGGUAAUUAAGUUUUGUUUAAAAAUAUUUAUAUUUUGCACUUAGGGAGAGAGAGAGUCUCUUUGUAAAAUGAAAAUUUAGAUUUAGCUGAAGACGUACGCUUGUUAUCUCACUUAUUAUUUCACUCAGUGAAGCGUUUGUAACCGAGUAUUUCAUGUCUAACGACUAUUGUAAAACAAGUGGUUACCUCAAACGCUUUGCAAGUGAAGAGACAUACAUUUAAACACGAAAAUUAUCACACAAGGCGAUGUUAGAUAAAUACUGGAAGAAAAAACAAAGUAGUUUUGUAAUUGAGAAGUUUUAUCGUUGAUACUGUGUGGGACGUGCGAGACUCGACGGCCAAAUGUUCAGUGCGAUGGACUUGAGGUCGAGAGGUCUGGGAAUGAUACCUGGUUGGGUAAAUGUGUUGUAUUCUUGGGAAAUAGACCUCGCUCUCACAGUUCUCCAUCCAAGGGUAUGAAUGAGUAACGACGAAUUACCAGGAAAGCUUGGUGAAAUGUUAGUCGAACCUUGCGAGGGCCUGGCAUUCCAUCCAAGGGGGAGGGGCGAUACUCCUAGCGACUUCAUGCUAAGGAAACUUGAAUAAGCUCCGACAGGGUGGGUCAGCAACUUUCGUCACCAGGCUGAUCUUUUCGCUCGGUUGAAUAUCAUUAACUAUGUACCAACUCACCCAGCUUCAUCUUCUAUAGCAUUCGAUACUCUCAUCAAUAUAGGACCCAUGCACUUUUCCAGUGAUAGCCACGGUUUUAUGUCUCCAUGGCUUGUUCAAUUAUCAUCGCAGCCCUGUCUCAUGGUGCUGUGCUGAGGAAUGGUCUGGUUUUAGCGGCAAUCUGGAGGAAUCCAUCUCAGUGCAGGUCAUCAUCAGCUGGCUCUUUGGUGAUCACUGGGUUUAAAGCACGGGCAGUGCUGUUUACUUUGUAUCAGAAAUGAACUAUUAAACGAAUCGCAAUAUAUUCAUAAUCGAGCACUUGCACUUCACACUGUCUGUAGGUGAAGAGGAAUACGGAAGAGUAUACAAAUUCUUGAUUUUUAUGUUUGCCGAUUUUCUUUGAUGCCACUAUCACAGCUUACUUUUAAGUUUUCCAAAUAAUCUAGCCGGCAAAAGCAACAAAUGAAAUUUGCAGUACCUCAGCCAGCCACCAACGUUAAGAAUUACAAGAAAUCUUAGUUAUUUUUCACACAGGGUUCUUCUUCUUCGACUUAAUUCAAACCAAAACUCCUUAAAGAAACUUUCUAAGUCGCUAUAAACUGAAAAGCAGAUGAAUAUCAUGUUAUAAACUGCUUUAUUUUUUUACUGAUGGCAUCAAAGUAAUUAAUGGAGAGCGUAUCUAGACAGUCGGGGUAAAAUGAUAAAAAUUAUUUAAUUGAUG